This is a messenger RNA of Polypterus senegalus (gray bichir), 2193 nucleotides long. RefSeq names its product phosphatidylinositol 4,5-bisphosphate 5-phosphatase A-like. Lineage: Eukaryota; Metazoa; Chordata; Cladistia; Polypteriformes; Polypteridae. Gene Ontology annotation, biological process: phosphatidylinositol dephosphorylation. The transcript has 8 exons. Gene Ontology annotation, molecular function: phosphatidylinositol-4,5-bisphosphate 5-phosphatase activity. The coding region runs from base 1 to 1038 and encodes 345 amino acids. The record is from RefSeq and is a predicted model, not a curated record. Gene Ontology annotation, cellular component: plasma membrane; cytoplasm; ruffle.
AUGAUUGACAGGAUCAAAAUUAUAACGUGGAACGUUGGAUCUACGGCCCCCACUCGAGAUUUCAUCUCCUGGCUGGCCUGCAGUGUUCAGGAAGGAAACAUCGACAUGUAUGUGAUUGGGCUACAGGAGGUGUGCAUAUUGCCAAAAAUAAGGCUGAAGGAAAGCACCUUCUCACAUCAGUGGAAGAAGCAGCUGUCCCAUGCACUGGCUCCCUUCGGAUACAGUUUGGUUAAAUCUCAUUGUUUAUUGGGCAUUGUGCUGAUGUUGUUUCCCAGAUGCCAUCACAUGCCACACAUCCGCGGUAUCAAGUCGGGCUCGACGGCCACUGGCAAGUGGGGAUUCUGUUGUAACAAAGGGGGUGUCUGUAUCAAAAUGACACUCUAUGGACAUGCUUUGUGUUUUCUGAAUGUCCACCUGCCACAUCAUAUUCAGAAAUAUGAAGCCCGUAUACGAGCUCUGAAGAAAAUUACCAAAAGGCAGUUUCCUGGAAAGAGUCCCUAUCAGGACUUUGACAAAACUACUGCCUUUUUAUUUGGGGACUUGAAUUUCAGAAUUGAUGAUCUUGACAUCAACUUUGUAAAGAUGAAAAUUGGUGAGAAAGACCUAUCCAAGCUCUGGGAAAGUGACCAGCUAAACAAAGCGAAAAAAAUAGAAGAUAUUUUUGCUGGCUUUCAAGAAGGGGUGUUGAAUUUUCCCCCCACAUACAAAUUUGAUGUGGGAUCCAACGUUCAUGACACCAGCAUGAAGAUGCGUAAACCAGCAUGGACUGACCGAAUUUUGUGGAGAAUAAAAAAUGUCACAACAGCACAUCUACAGGGUCGGUCACCAGCUGGGAGCAACAUCUCUGUCAUCCAGGAGUCUUAUGAAAGCCACAUGCAAUUCCAGUCUAGUGACCACAAACCUGUGUCUUCUGUCUUUAUGGUUAAGUUAUUGCAGAGAAGAAGAAGCUCAGUGAUAUAUGUGCGAAAAGGACGUGUGAAAAAAGCAAUAUGGAGUCCUAGCGGCCUCUCCCCUGUUUCAUUAAACGUGACCACUUGAUCUUCGCACACUACCAAGAAUGACAUUAUUUUGAGCUUUUCCACGAACGUAUAUUGCUUUGUCUUACUCCUUACUACUCCAUUUACCAGGAAGAUAAGCCCGGAGACACAAGAGAACCAGAUCAUUGCAACCAAAGAGUCGUCCCUACUUGCCUAAGUGAGACUGUACCUACAUUGUUCAUUUAUUUUCACCAUACUCCCAAUCUGAAGAACACAAGGCUGACCCAUUUCAUCGAAACUUGGUGUUUGAAUUCCUGAAGUGAAUGCAGCACUCCAGGUCUAACUUCAUAAUCUUCUGUGACAAUUCUUCGCACGUUUUGGGUGUUCCUUCAUCGUUCCCAUUUAUUCUGUAAUUCCUGCAUCAUAUUUACAAUCAUAUUUAUUUUCGUAGCAGUGAAAAAACUGAAUCCAAAGAGAUUUACAAAUCACAAUACAAUAGAAAUACUUGCACUUCUAUAUUUUAGAAAGGACUAAUGGCUCCUUCAGUAGCCACUACUGGGCCAUAUUGCCUGUUUCACGACUCCCAUUUUCAUGGUUUUGCACCAGUACCCCAUGCUCAAUUGGUUUUGCACCAGUAUCGAAUGCUCAACUCUUUCCUCAAUGUGCAUCUGGAGAAAAAAAAUUGAGAAUCUGACAGAUAGAAGUACAAUGAUAACUGAUGCUAGAACCUUCUGGAAAAAAGAAGAUUUUGUUAGAUUUUAUCAAAAUGGCAGUUACAUUGGAGCAGUGGUUCUCUCUGCUUCUAGAUGACAUAACAGUGACAGGAGCCAACAGGAAAGGCAUAAGGGAGCCCUGUGUAGGAAUGAUGGGAUUACCGAAGGACCUGUAGAAGUGGUCUGCAAGAUGACAGGUACCAAACACCUCCUGAUGAGGGUGAUUCAUUAUUUAUUCUGCAUAACGUCAUCAAUGAGUAAUUAUUAUCAUGCAUGUUUUGAGUUCUUUCAGUAUAUUUCAAUGAGUGAGGGUUUUAUUCUUUAAACUUCUGACCAUUUUCUAUAGAUCAUGGUAGUCAAACCUGUGAACUCCUCGGAGACAGCAACAUUUUAAAUAGACUUCUUAAUGUUCCUGCCAGGCUAUUUGGUACAUCAACAAUAUAUGCUUAUGUCCGUAAAGUAUAAAUGUAUUAUUUUUUUAAUAAAUAUUUAAAUUGACAAUU